CAUCGGAGUUUGGCUUUGUCUUUAAUUGGGUUUGAUCCGCAAUCUGUCCUUACAGCAAACAUGGCGACCUCCACGACGGGCAAUGUGAAGGAUGAAACUAGCGCAGAAUUUGAUAAAGCUAGCGAUUUAUCUGACAGUGAUGACGAAGAAGAGUCAGACAGUGAAGAGGAAGAAGUGGAAGAAGAAGAAGAUGCAGAAUGCGACGAAACGCAGGUACCAAAACCCAAAACCAUCACAUGUGAUGACAUGGUGACAAGGCUGAGCUGUCAUCCUAGUGACAAGAUACUGGCAGCAGCUAUGAUGGAUGGCACAGUCAAACUUUUUUCCUACUCCACUGAGACACCCAAUGAAGAGAUCAUGUCCCUGUCUGCACACCAGAAGGCCUGCCGAGGAGUGGCAUUCUCAGAAGAUGGGAAAACUCUGUACACGAUAUCCAGAGACAAGUCAUUAAGGGUUUUUGACGUCACCACCGGACACACAUCCCAACAGUUUCUCAAGGCGCACAGCAGCCCGCUGUACUGUCUGCUAGUAGCAGAUGAGAACCUUAUUGCAACAGCUGAUGACGAUGGGCAAUUUAAAGUUUGGGAUCUCAGGAAGAAGCAUGCCAUCAUGGAAGUAAAGGAGAACGAAGAUUACAUCAGUGAUAUGGCCAUUGAUAAGGCCAAGCGCAUCAUAGUAGCCAGCAGUGGAGAUGGCACAAUGUCAACUUUUAACAUCCGCCGCAGGAAAUUUGUAAUGCAGUCGGAGAAUGUCCAGAAUGAAAUGAUGACCAUUACAAUAGUCAAGGAUGGCAAGAAAAUCAUCUGUGGUGUGAGUGACGGCGCCCUCAACAUGUACAACUGGAAUGAGUUUGGGGAUCUGAGCGACCGGUUCCCCGGGCACCCCCAGUCAGUGGAUGCUUGCGUUGCGCUGACUGACAGCAUAGUCUGCACGGGUAGCAUGGAUGGGAUGAUAAGAGCUGUGAGUAUCCUACCCAACCGGUUCCUGGGUGUGGUCGGUGACCAUGACGACUUCCCAAUCGAGUCUCUGGCAGUCACACCAGACAAGAAUGUCCUCAUCAGCUGCUCCCAUGACCAGAAAAUCAAAUUCUGGAAUGUCUCACAUCUCUUGAAGAAGGAGGUGGACCCCCAGGCAAAAGCCGAACCCAAGAACAAAUUCAGGCACUUUAACGCCAAGGGGAAACAUGAAAAUUUCUUUGCAGGAUUGACAUAGCACAUGCUGCAUAAUUGUUCUUCCAUUUUGUUGUGUUGUAAAUUAUAACAUUUGAUACCCCAUGCCAGAACCAGGCACACCCUGCUAAAUACGGAUUGGGUUUUUUAUUUCAUUAAGUUAUCUGUAAAGUUUGAUGAAUAAAUCGCGCCCAAAAAACUAUACAGGAGCCAUAUCUGAAUAAGUGUUGUAACAGUGCAAACAUUUUGCAUCAGUUGAAUGCCAAUUUUUACUCAUUUUGGGAACAACCUGGUUGUGCCACAGGCUUUUGAUAUUAAAACCAAAUUUGUAGUCCAGUUCAUCAUAAAUCAAUCACAAAUCAGAUAACAAUUCAAUCACAAAUUAGGUCACAAGUUACAGAAAAUGACAAAGCAGUCCCGUUUGUCUGUGUUUACUUUAUUAGCUUGUGACGUGACUUGAGAUGCAAUGACUUGUACUUGAUUUGAGAAGAAAUAUGUUCUUCCUUUUUAAAGUUCAUUUUUUAGUCUUGUGUCAACUUUCUUUCUUGUAUAAUGUCAUGUAUUUUUAAGUGUAAUAUACAAUUAUUCAGUGAAAACUUACUGAGAUUCACCUGCAUAAUAUGUUUGGUUUUUUUUCGUUUCAAUGUUGAAUCGCAUUUCUUUAUUAAACAUUAAUGUGAAAAAUAACACUUUAAGUAUUUAUGUUAUAAAUUUCACUAUCCUUU
This is a messenger RNA of Patiria miniata (bat star), 1894 nucleotides long. It is a transcript of the gene wdr55, whose product is annotated as WD repeat-containing protein 55-like. The record is from RefSeq and is a predicted model, not a curated record. Lineage: Eukaryota; Metazoa; Echinodermata; Asteroidea; Valvatida; Asterinidae. Gene Ontology annotation, molecular function: protein binding. The transcript is spliced from 8 exons. The coding region runs from base 61 to 1212 and encodes 383 amino acids.